GCACCAAGAAACAAAACACAACGUAUUUCGUCACUUCCUAAUAUUUCCCGCGCUGGUUUUAACACAGCUGUCACUGAGCUGCACUAGUUUUUAUUUCCACACAAUGUUGACCUCCGACUACGACCCCGCUUGUUUACCGGAUUUACUGCCACUUUAUUACCGCAGACUGUUCCCAUAUCCACAGUAUUAUCGGUGGCUAAGCUACGGCGGCGUGUCCAAGAACUACUUCCAGAACCGUGAAUUCUCAUUCACUCUCAAAGAUGACAUCUAUGUUCGGUACCAGUCGUUCAGCACCCAGAGUGAACUGGAGAAGGAGAUGCAGAAAAUGAAUCCAUAUAAGAUUGACAUUGGUGCAGUUUACAGCCACAGGCCCAGCCAACACAACACAGUGAAGUCUGGAACUUUUCAGGCCCUGGAGAAGGAACUGGUCUUUGAUAUCGACAUGACUGACUAUGAUGAUGUCAGAAGCUGCUGCAGUGCUGCAGAUAUUUGCUCCAAAUGUUGGACUCUAAUGACUAUUGCCAUCCGUAUUCUGGAUCGAGCACUGAGAGAUGACUUUGGUUUCCAGCACCUCCUUUGGGUGUAUUCAGGCAGGAGAGGAGUGCAUUGUUGGGUUUGUGAUGAAGCUGCCAGGAAGCUGUCAGUGGCAGCUCGUUCAGCUGUGGCUGAGUACCUCAGCUUAGUCAAGGGUGGUGAGGAGACGGUGAAGAAAGUUGUGCUAUCAGACCCCAUUCACCCCUUUAUCAGCCAGUCUCUACAUGUAGUGGAGUACUACUUCCCUCAGUACGCAAUCGUUGAACAGGAUCUGUUGGGCAGUAAAACAAGUGUUGACAAAGUGCUCAGUCUGUUACCUGAAGAUGUCAGGAAGGAGCUAUUAAACACAUACCAGACUGAGAAGAAUCCAAUGAAGCGCUGGGAACAGCUAAGAACUGCAGUGCACCAGCACCAGAAAAGGACAACCAGUAAGAAGGGGGCUCAGUACUUUGAUAAGGAGAUCAUGCUGCAGUACUGUUACCCACGCCUAGAUGUUAAUGUCAGCAAAGGAGUCAACCAUUUACUGAAAAGUCCAUUUAGUGUUCAUCCUAAAACAGGUCGAAUUUCUGUACCUAUUGACUUGAAAAAUCUGGACAAAUUUGAUCCAUUUGAAGUUCCUACAAUCAGCCUUAUCUGUGAAGAGCUGGACAAACCCCUAACUGCUGAGGAGGAGGCGGAUAUGAAAGAUAAAGAAAAUGGAACAGAACCUGGUGAACGACGCAAAAUCAGAGAUUACAAGCAGACUAGUCUGGCCAAGUAUGUGAAGCUCUUUGAUAAUUUUCUGGAUGCGAUGGCUCGUUGUAGAAAGGGAGAGAUGCUAAAGAAAAGUGAUCUCCAGAAAGAAUUUUAAUUCACACUGAUGGUCCAACACAACAGUUGAGUCAUAAGAAAAGUCUGAGAACUUGCUGCUGGACUGCCUUAUUCUUCUACAACACAGCUGAAGCAGUUUGCUAUAAUGAACAUUUGGAUGUUUCUCUUACCCGGAUUCUUGUAUGGUUAACAAAAUUAAUGAUCAUAAAACACAGAGGCACUAUUCAUUUUCACAACCAACAGAUUUUUUUACUGUAGAAAAAUGUCCCUCCUGUCUGUUAAAAUGUGCUUGUUUUACCAAUAUUAAAGCAAUUGUAUAUUA
Tachysurus vachellii is the source of this 1666-nucleotide messenger RNA. It is a transcript of the gene prim1, whose product is annotated as DNA primase subunit 1. NCBI's taxonomy places the organism in Eukaryota, Metazoa, Chordata, Actinopteri, Siluriformes, Bagridae. The transcript is spliced from 13 exons. The record is from RefSeq and is a predicted model, not a curated record. Gene Ontology annotation, cellular component: alpha DNA polymerase:primase complex. The coding region runs from base 104 to 1384 and encodes 426 amino acids. Gene Ontology annotation, biological process: DNA replication, synthesis of primer.